Messenger RNA from Strongylocentrotus purpuratus (purple sea urchin), 1242 nucleotides. It is a transcript of the gene erg, whose product is annotated as transcription factor Erg. Gene Ontology annotation, biological process: regulation of transcription by RNA polymerase II; cell differentiation. Gene Ontology annotation, cellular component: nucleus. Lineage: Eukaryota; Metazoa; Echinodermata; Echinoidea; Camarodonta; Strongylocentrotidae. The record is from RefSeq and is marked provisional. Gene Ontology annotation, molecular function: DNA-binding transcription factor activity, RNA polymerase II-specific; sequence-specific DNA binding.
GGGGGGAGAGAUAGAGAAGUUGGACAGAUAUUGUGGUGGGGUGCAAAAUAUAGCGAGGAACUUUCAAUUCCUCUUCCAUUACGUGCACAUUUCCUUUUCAAAUACUCUCGUUUAUUGGCACUUGUGACAACCGCGGACUCGGGAAGAAGUCAAAGGUUUUACGCAAGUUAGCAAAUUUUACAAUACACUAUCUUUAGUAAAAAGCGUCUGAAGUGCCUGAUCAGUGUUCCUCAAUUUGUUAUAUGCCUAAUUGGACCUCAAUGAUUAUUGGGAACCAAAUAAUAUUUCAUUGUGCAGUCAUAAGGAAUACUACUAUUGAUUUUCGUCUCAUGAAUAUCAUCUCAUUUAUGUUUUCUGUAUAGGAAGCAUUAUCGGUAGUCUCGGACGACCAGACGCUAUUUGAGAACACAUACCGUGAGGUGAAUAAGUCCAACACUAUCGUCUCGUCGCCACACAGCACCCACAUCCUGACAACACCUGUCCACAAGCCUAAGCUAUCCGUGGUUGCAUCGCCCACCAACGAGAGCCACAUCUGGAGCUCGUGCGUACAGGACCAAAGGAUGAAACAAGAGAUUGAGCAGCCCACUUCCGGUGCCCACGAUGGGCUUCCGGGGCCACAGGUCAGUCGCGGGGGACCCGAGUCGCCGUUGGAUUGUAGCGUAGCGAAACCCCGCCAGCAACCUCCUCCCCACGGAGCGCCACAGGGCACCAUCAACGCGGAGCCAACACAGGCCGCGCCACCAUAUCCGUCGUGUCCGCCACAGCCGUACCUGGGUACCACGGGUUCCACGCCCGAGGAACGGUCGGCUUCAGCGGGUACCACGGGAAGGUCACCGCCACCAAAUGUCACCACCAAUGAGAAGAGGGUCAUCGUACCUGCUGACCCUAACAUGUGGACUGCUGAGCACGUACAGCAGUGGGUCCAGUGGGCGGUCAGGGAAUACUCCCUGGUGGAUGUCCAGGUGUCCAGGUUUAACAUGGACGGGAAACAUCUUUGCAAGAUGACCAGAGACGACUUCAGCAGACUGACCAACAACCUCAACGUAGAUGUCCUCAUCUCACAUCUAACCUUCCUUAAACAAGGUUAUACACCAGGGGCCAAGAGCAAUCUGGAUGACAACAAAUACAACACUGCAGACCAUCAGACCACUCUGGACACGAAUCCAUCAGGUGGGUCAGCCUUUCCUUAUCCUCCUUCCACUACUACCACUGUUGACAGUGUUCACCGCAUGCCUCGCACAG